AGUGAUGGCGGCUUCGUGUGGGUUGUUUUGAGGCAAUUUGUAGAAUCUAUCUUUUUGAGAUUUUAAACCGUAUUACGAAGGAAGGAUUACACCGGACGUCAUGGACUGUUAUCACAAUACAUCCGAUUUCGUCGGGUAAAACUUGAAACAACUUAUUGAUAAACUUUUGUCGUGCAUUUUAACCUGUCAGUAUCUACAGGUGACCGUAAACUUCUAAGAAAGUGUGUGGACUUGCGUUAGCCCGAUAGGCUAGCUCGAUGCUUAUAGAAUGGUCCGAUUUUCUUGUUUACAAGGACCUUGCAUAGCUAUUAAAUUUGUGAUAAGCUGAAUUCGAUGGCAAAGUUGUCAGUUAGUGUGGGGCAAGAAGUGUGUAGCUGCACCUCAGAACCCGAAACCUUAGGACAAAUACCUCCAUUCUUGAUCAUGGCCUAAAAGUAAAAGUUCCGAAGUUAACUAGUGAGUGAACAUAGUAUCUCAAAGGAAACACUAAGUCAUUUGAAUUGUACUUUUCAUAAUGUCGUAUACGUUCGAGCAGUAGUUGUGUGUUUUGCCAGAGACUUUCGCAGUGUUGACUUUGUAUUGUACAAAGACUCCUCUCCAAAUUGGCUACGUGGAUGGCAGGGGCCACCGGUGAGCAACUAACUAGCUUUGCUGAUGUGCCCUGCUUGUCUUAUGAGGUAGGCAGGGGAGGCUUCGUGGCGUCGUUGAAAGCGCCCUCUUCGUGUUUUAAGCAGUACGCAAACAGUCCUCCUACUUUUAAUUGCAAUUUGCACUAACAUCGAAGCACCUUAUGGUGCGGCGACAGACACCGAAACAUGGAUCUUUCCAAGGGUGGUUUCCCAAACGGUGAAGGAGGAGGACGCAGGCAGAGCGGAGAUCAUGCCUGGACAGACUCCCCCACGUCCAGGUGCUGGCCACAUUCUAUUCCCUCGUGCCCUCGGUCUCUGUGGACGGCCGUCUACGACUAUGAGCCGAGCGGUGAAGACGAGCUAAGUCUCCGGCGAGGAGACGUGGUGGAGGUCCUGUCCAAAGACGCCGCGAUAUCUGGCGACGAAGGCUGGUGGACAGGCAAAAUCAACCACCGCGUGGGCAUAUUUCCUGCGAACUAUGUUACUUUUCAGCCAGCUAUUUACAGACUUCCAGCCGGUGGUUCUGUGGGUGCGAGGGAACACGUCCCGAGCGUCCCAGUGCAGAUCCCAUUUAGCGAACUCGUUCUAGAAGAAAUUAUUGGAGUCGGUGGUUUCGGUAAAGUUUACCGAGGGACAUGGAAAGACCAAGAGGUUGCAGUGAAAGCUGCCCGUCAGGACCCCGACGAGGACAUUACCGCGACAGCAAACAGUGUUAAACAGGAGGCAAAGCUGUUUUCCAUGUUACAGCAUCCUAAUAUUAUGAAAUUUGAGGGGGUAUGUUUGGAAGAGCCCAACUUGUGUCUUGUCAUGGAAUAUGCUCGUGGAGGGACAUUGAACCGGGCCUUAGCGGGCAGGAGGAUACCUCCACACAUCCUUGUGAACUGGGCUGUUCAAAUUGCCAAAGGCAUGCACUAUCUUCACGAAGAAGCGGUGGUUCCCAUCAUCCACCGAGACUUGAAAUCUAGCAACAUAUUAUUACUUGAAAAAAUCGAGAAUGAUUACAUCGGCCGGAAGACUCUGAAGAUCACGGAUUUCGGCUUGGCGCGGGAGUGGCACAAGACCACCAAGAUGAGCGCGGCGGGCACCUACUCCUGGAUGGCCCCCGAGGUCAUCAAGUCCUCGCUCUUCUCAAAGGGCAGCGACGUCUGGAGCUAUGGCGUCCUGCUGUGGGAGCUGCUGACGGGGGAGGUGCCCUACCGGGGGAUCGACGGGCUGGCCGUUGCCUAUGGAGUGGCCGUCAACAAGCUCACCCUGCCUAUCCCAUCCACCUGCCCGGAGCCCUUCGCCAAGCUCAUGGAAGAGUGUUGGGAGCAGGACCCCCACAUCCGUCCGUCGUUCUCGGCCGUGCUGGAGCAGCUGACGGCUAUCGAGGAGGCGGUGAUGGCCACCAUGCCUCAGGACUCCUUCCACUCCAUGCAGGAGGACUGGAGGGUGGAGAUUCAGGAGAUGUUCGACGAGCUACGCACCAAGGAGAAGGAGCUGCGUUCUCGCGAGGAGGAGCUGACGCGGGCGGCGCUGCAGCAGAAGUCUCAGGAGGAGCUGCUGAAGCGGCGGGAGCAGCAGCUGGCCGAGCGCGAGAUCAACGUGCUGGAGCGCGAGCUCAACAUCCUCAUCUUCCAGCUCAACAAGGACAAGCCCAACGUCAAGAAGAGGAAGGGCAAGUUCAAGCGCAGCCGGCUCAAGCUCAAGGACGGCAACCGCAUCAGCUUGCCCUCAGACUUCCAGCACAAGAUCACGGUGCAGGCGUCUCCUUCCAUGGACAAGAGGCGGAGCUUAAACAGCACCAGCUCCAGCCCUCCCAGCAGCCCCACCCUCAUCCCUCGCCUGCGAGCCAUCCAGCUGAGUGCACACACUGAGACAGUGCCCAGGAACAGUAUGUAUGUAUACCAGCAGGACGUGGAUCUCACCAGCGAAUGCGCUCCCUCUAGUGGCUUUAGGAAGAAAGUGACCCUGGACGAGAGCAACAGGACGUGGGGCCGCAGCACCAUCUACAAGCCGGAGGAGUUUGAGGACGCCCGCAAGGGCUUCAAGAAGAAGGGCCGUACCUGGGGACCCAGCUCUGUCCAGACCAAGGAGAGGGCAAACUGUGCUGAGAGAGUGCGCCCCCUGUCAGAUGGGAGUAACCCGUGGUCCACCAGUCUCCUGAAGACCCAUAAGCCAGCUGUACCACUCGCAGCUCUGUUUGCUGAACAGGGUUCCGGCAAAGAGGAGGGUGUCGGGAACAUGGACGGCUUGGAUUGCAAACCAAAGCAGCUGAAGUUCCCCAAUCAGGUGUACAUCGAUCUACCUCUGUGGAAGGAUGAGCAGGGCGAGGCGGGUGGUGGUGGUGGUGGGGGAGGGGGAGGGGGUGCCUGGUGCUCGGGCAGCAGUGCCGCCGCCUCAUCCUCCUGCACCAACGCGGCGUCCUCAUCCUCGUCGGGGGCGCUGGAGAGCCACGAGGACGCGGCCACCUCGGCCAGCUCGACGGCCAGCACCACCCCGCAGCACACGCCCACCAACAGCCUGAAGCGCAGCUCGGGCCGCCGGCGCCUGGACGCCAUCCUGCACAGCUGCGCCGCCCUGCUGGCCUCCGUGGCGCUUGGCUCCGACGUACGCGACUCCGCCAGAGCGCCCUCCUCGUCGUCGUCAUCGUCGUCUGCUGGUGGUGGUGGCGGUGUCGGGGGUGGCGGUGAUGAGCCGGAGGUCCGAGAGGAGAAGAAGAAGCGCGAGGGCUUGUUCCAGCGCGCCACGCGUUUCCGGCGCAGCACCAGCCCUCCAGGCAGCGGCGGCGGCGGCAGCAAGGCGUCUCGUAAAGAAGAGCUGAUGUCGUCGUCGUCUUUCUCCUCCUCCUCCUCGUCCUCUUCCUCCGCUGGGCCCAUCAACCUCCUCUCCAUGUCGGCCAUCUCAGAGUGCAACUCAACCAAGUGCCUGCUGCCGACCGACCCCAAGGGCUCCUGCGAGGCUGCCAGUCCCGCUAAGCACACGCCUCCUCCGCCCCCACCGCCCGUAUCCACAUCCACAUCCUCAUCCACAUCCACUCAGCUGCGCAAAAAAGGAGCCUCGGCUGCCGCUCACACAGCCAACGGCACGUCCAACCACACCAGCCCGUCUGUUGCCUCUCCAGUAGCCAGCAGUACCUCGUCUUCUUCAUCCCAAAGGAGAGCGGACACAACAGAGGCAGCUCUAGACCGACCAGCACCAGCACCAGCACCACCACAGUCAUCCUCCUCCUCCUCCACAUCAUCCUCCUCCUCCUCGGCGACGACGGCAGCUUCCACGGUGAUCCCGCGUCCGCGUCCCCUGUCGCUGCGUGGCCGGCCGCACGCCUGGGGCCUCCUGAAGGGCCGCAACAAGAGCUACUCGCUGGGCCACAGCUCGGGAGGCAGGAGCGCGCAGGGCGUGGCCCAGGGCCUGGGGCUGACCGCGGCGGACAUGAAGGGGGGCCAGGGGGCGGGGCCCGGGGGCGGCGGGCGCUCGCUGCUGGACAUGGACACGGAGGGCCAGAAGCGCGACUGCACCAUCCCCCUGUGCCGCAUCCAGAGCGGGUCCAGCCGCACCUCCGUCUUCCAGAUAGAGAAGGAGUUCCUCUCCUAAUGGGACCAAAUUUCAGACAUUUGGAGGGAAUAUUGUUUUUUUUUUCCACUCCUCUAUGAAGAAAUUACGUAGGAGAGAACACUGGGGUUUUUUUAUUCUCUCCUAAGAAGAAAUUAGGAGAGACAUUGGGGGGUUUUUUUUCUAUGAUUUUGGGGUAACUUACAAAGAUAGAGCUCCUGUACCUGACAGUCCUGACUGUGUGCCCGAUGUUGGGAUAGGACUGGCCUAAUGGUCCAAGACAGACAGACAGACUGAUGGAGCACAUCUAGGUGUCUCCCACUGUCAUCCAUUCCACUGUUUUGCUGCACUCUCCCCUCUCUCCCAUCCAGAGCGCGAACAAAGUGCAGACUGCUGCCUUUUUUUGCGUCCUCGUAAACGAGUUUUCUAUUUUCGAAUUAUUUUCUACACUGGCAUCUUAUUGGGCAAAAAACGUUAAGCACAAACUUUGUUUUUUAACACUGGAAUCGUAAGAAAACAAUUGUUCACAAUGUACCUUGUUUUGUUUUUUUUAGAUUAAGUUCAGUGGUGCAGGUUUUGAAAGAUGUCGAUGUAGAAAGUGGGUGAAAAUGUGACUUUUGUGGAGUUGAGGGCCUGACUCACCCACUGUACCAGCAUACCACCACCUGGUGGCCACACCAGCAUACUGCCAAUUGGUGGCCUUGUCAGAAUCACUGGAUUUCCUGAUGUGUGUUUGUUUGGAUUUGGGGUUCUUAUAAACCGGCCAUCCUCAUGCUGGCUGCGAACUGACCUUAACCUAGGCCCCCUGCUACUGGUGUCUCAUUGUCGGAUUUGUACCUCUUUUUGUUGUUCUCUUUUAUUUAUAUCUGUAUUUUAUUGCUAGGUAAUUUAAUAUGACGAAAGACAUUUUUAAAAGAAAUGUUUAAUCCAUGAAGUGAUCAUUCCAGAGUUUUAGGUUGUGAAAAAUGGCAUCCUGCCUCCUUCCAUUCUGAGUGCAUUCCAAUAUGCGACCUUGCGUCCUCCACUUGGGCUUGUGGCCUCACGUUUUGCUGAUGCCCCACCUCCGUGGAGAAAACAAUUAAGUUUCCCCGCUGUCAGCCUAGCCAACACAAAUUUGGGGGGACUAUUCUUCAUUUAACAUUCUGUUUGAAAAUGAGAAAAUGACUUUACAAUUGAGCUUUUGCAAGUUAUUGAAAUACAAUACGGUUGUCAGUGAUGUCAUCCCGACGUAUUACUUCCUGGUACGAGGCCACAAGUACAAGUGGAGGACGCAAGGUUGCGUAUUGGAAUGCACAUCUUUGUGCAGUGUGAAUGCCAGACCCCUCAGAACUAAGACCAGGGCAUUACCACAUGUAUAUGCUCCAUGUAAUCGAACAAACCUCAUUUGUUUUUGUUUUUUUGCCUUUUUUUUUUAUUUUUUACAUCAAGCUUUUUAUUUGGUACUUCUUACCGUUGUGAUGUUUGUUUCCAUCCCUACAGUGUUUAUGAUGUGUACGUGUAGUGUUGUACUGUGUAUAUAUACAGCCAAGGUGCCCUGGGGUGUUGUACUGAAGUGAGCUGUGAUCAGCUGAAGACUUCUUUUUUUUUUUUAGUUUAGCGGAGACGGCACUGUUAAAAGUUUUAUCCACAUAAGUGCUUAAAGGUACACUGUGCAGGAAAUGGUCAAAAAAGGUACUGCAACUAUGCUGCUCAUUGAAACUGGGUUGCCUAUUGCCAAAUUUGAUCUUUUCGUGAAAGUUUAUUAAGUAAUAAACUUGUUUUUUCUAGUAUGGCCCAAAUACAGUCAUUUUGCAGCUAAAAAUGCCCAUUUCCGGAAAUUCAAAAUGGCAGACCAUGGAGAAGAUCCCCCCUUUCAUGUAUGAAAAGCGCAAUUUUCCAGUCAUAAUGAAUGCUUAGAAUUUAAUGGUGGGGGUGAGUUUUCAUGAAAAAGGUAACUCUAGUGAAUGGGUAGCAUGAAUUCUGGAAAUAAACAUCUAAAAAUCUUACACAGUGUACCUUUUAAGAUGAGACAUCUGAUCGUUCCCUCAAGAGUUCAUUUUUUUUUUUUUGAAACAGACUACUGUACUGCAGUAGAGAUGUAAAAUCACUGCACAUGUUUGAUUGAUUGCUUGUUUAAUGAUAUUGUGACAUUGUGUGAUCAUGCGAAAUCAGUGUAACCCAUCAGAUUAAGUUCAUAUUACACUGGUCUGUUACUCGUAUUUGCCUUAUGACAAAAUAUGGACUUCAUUCCUGCAGCAUUAAAGAAGAGCAAUGUUAAGGCACCAUCAGUUUGGGAAAACGGUAGCACACAAGAACCCCAUCUCCUUAUGAGGGCAGUUAUCCUCACAAGGCCUUUUACACACACACACACACACACACACACACACACACACACACACACACACACACACACACACACACACACACACAGCGGUAACUCUGCAAAGUCUCUCUCUGCAAGUUGUCGUUUCAAGGUGCCUCUGAUUUGUUUGGUUUACAUUUUGGUUGGGUUUGGUGUUCAGUACUUUGCUCCAUAACCAACCUGCAUCUCCAUUGUCAUGAAGAGUCGUGAGGAAAUGCACACCACACUGGAGGGCUUCUGUCUUGGCCUGCUGUGAGAAAGUUCUCAUGCUUUGUAUUAUCAUUUUCCGUUCUUCACGAAUGAAUUUGUAUUUGAACAAAUGUCUGCCUUUUAAACCAACAUCCUUAGAUUUUAUUUUAUUUUUUUGGUUUGGCAACUGUGUGAAGAGCCUGCCAAUAGGUACAUCUUUUGCACAGUAAACAAAGGCUGUAUGUACAGUAUGUAUACAGUUUAUGAACAUUGAAAUAGAUUUUUUUUAAAGGUUGUCCUGACAAACUGCACAGUUAAGUGCUACAUUCUGGAACAUACAGAACAUACCAUUUCCUGAGAAUGCUGCUCUAACUUCUUCUGGUCAGGAAUGAUUCCUGCAUCUUUCCAUUUUUCCUGUCCUGAGAUGGUCUUUUAUAUAUUUUUUUGUCCAGUGUCUGUCACAGAAAUUGCUCUCCUGCUUAAACUGUCUUUCUUGAAGUCUGUUAGAAUACAGAGAGCUGUUGAAUGUAUCAGUUGGGUUUGGAGUUUGGUUUAGUCCUCAAAGUCCAUAUUUUUCACGAGGUUUCUGGUUUUAUAUGGCAUAGAAAAGCAAUAAUGAGAUUUACUUGAAAAAAAAAACUGCUUGUCUUUUUUAAUGCAUGAAUUCAGCUGCCCCAAAUUUUACAUUACAAGAGAUAAGUUGAUUACAAUUAGUUGCUUUUAAACGCAGUUCAAAGAAACGGCAUUUUGACAGGACUGUAAAUGUGCAGGUUGAAAGCUUCUGUAAGAUGAUUCAUUGGGAUACCCUCAAAUAAAGAAGACUGACCAGGAUA
Messenger RNA from Engraulis encrasicolus (European anchovy), 7523 nucleotides. It is a transcript of the gene map3k21, whose product is annotated as mitogen-activated protein kinase kinase kinase 21. Gene Ontology annotation, molecular function: ATP binding; protein binding; MAP kinase kinase kinase activity. The transcript has 11 exons. Lineage: Eukaryota; Metazoa; Chordata; Actinopteri; Clupeiformes; Engraulidae. The record is from RefSeq and is a predicted model, not a curated record. Gene Ontology annotation, cellular component: cytoplasm. Gene Ontology annotation, biological process: protein phosphorylation; signal transduction. Bases 816 to 4202 code for a protein of 1128 amino acids.